AUGUCCUCAAAUGCUGAACUCUUGCCCUGCGCGUGGGAAUCUGAUCUGAGAUAUGGUGGUGGUGUUCCACGAGUUACGCUUGUAGUCAGGGCACUUAUGACACCAAAUAGCGCUACUUCAAUGACAAUACAUCUGCCUGGCAAAAUACAACCGAUCUCUUGUGGCUCGAAGACCAGUUUUGCUGUCAAUUACUCAGCGAAUGACUGGAGUCUUCACCCAAAAGUAUGCGCAAUGCUUGGUGGCAUGACCGCUGCAACUCUCACCUCUCCUCUUGAUGUCCUAAAAACCCGUUUGCAAUCCGACUUUUACCAAGCGCAGCUGCGAUCGCUCCGCGCCGCUCAUCCCUUGCCGCCGUCUUCGUCACUGUCAUCCCUUCCUCGGAGUGCUCUUAUGCACUUUAACGAAACGUUCCAAAUCCUGCGGUCGAUCCACGUGCAUGAAGGUUGGCGUGCUCUGUUCAAGGGUCUGGGACCCAAUCUGAUCGGAGUGGUGCCUGCUCGUGCCAUCAACUUCUACGUAUACGGGAACGGGAAACGGAUUCUGAGCGACCACUUCAACUAUACAAACUCCCAAGAAACACCCGUAGGAAUCCAUCUGACCGCCGCGGCUGUCGCCGGAAUCGCCACGGGAACCGCCACCAACCCGAUCUGGCUUGUGAAGACACGUCUACAGUUAGACAAAUCCAACGCCGAACACCACAAUGGCCAGGGACGGCAAUAUAAGAACAGCUGGGACUGUAUCAAGCAGACGGUGCGCCACGAAGGCAUCCGCGGCUUAUAUAAAGGACUUUCGGCAUCGUACCUCGGCGUGACAGAGUCGACGCUGCAAUGGGUGAUGUACGAGCAGAUGAAGAUGUUCCUUGCACGCAGGGAGUCGGCCAAGCGUGCCGAUCCCAACUAUACCUAUGGCACUUGGGACGAUGUGGAACUAUGGGGGGGACGAAUCUGUUCCGCGGGAUUGGCCAAGCUGGUCGCCGCGGCUGCCACCUACCCUCAUGAGGUGGUCCGGACACGCUUGAGGCAAGCGCCGACUGUGUCUAUUGGAGACGGCAAGGCGGUGAUGAAAUACACCGGUCUUGUACAGUGCUUCAAAACCGUCUGGAAGGAGGAGGGUAUGGUUGGGUUGUAUGGCGGCUUGACACCGCACUUGCUGCGUGUCGUUCCGUCCGCCGCCAUCAUGUUCGGAAUAUUUCUGGUUGACUUGGUAUUAUCUGUUCUAUCUGGGACCGGUGUCCUGCUCAUCUGA
Molecule: messenger RNA, 1245 nt
Organism: Aspergillus oryzae RIB40
Lineage: Eukaryota; Fungi; Ascomycota; Eurotiomycetes; Eurotiales; Aspergillaceae
Product: putative mitochondrial carrier protein (Rim2)
Exons: 3
Coding region: 1-1245 (414 amino acids)
Biological process (GO): pyrimidine nucleotide import into mitochondrion
Cellular component (GO): mitochondrion
Molecular function (GO): pyrimidine nucleotide transmembrane transporter activity
Source: RefSeq, a predicted model, not a curated record